GACUCUGUUGUUUACGAGCACGACGGAGAUGAACGAAGACGCCAGAGCGUACCUCUACAAGCGAGACAUACCACAACUGUUUGAGAGCUUGAUGACGGGAUUGAUGUACAGCCGGCCUGACAAUCCAGUCAUGUACCUCCGGGACUGUCUCUCUAGAGUCAACGACCACAAUCUCGCUCACAACAUCAAUUGGAACUCGUUCCUUCCCGUUCCGUCCGAGCGGCCGUCGUUUUCUCGAUCGAGCGAGCCGCUUCCUCCGAUCCAGUCCGAGAAAAGUGAAACUGAAGUUGGUGGUGAUGAUGAUGGUGGUGGUGAUACGAGAGGUGGGGAGACUGUUGGGUCUGGUGUCGGUGGUGGGCUGAAUUCGAGUGUGCCGUUGCCGCCGAUUGGAGGGUCAUCUGUGGGGAAGGAAUCGGAGAGGGAAGAGGUAGAGGUUGGGGGUGAAAGUGAAAAGAAUGGUGCACGAGUUGUGUUCGUUCUUGGUGGUCCGGGCUCUGGGAAAGGAACUCAGUGUGAACGAAUCGUCGAGAAAUACGGCCUCACACAUCUUUCCGCCGGCGAUUUACUACGAGCUGAAGUAGCAAGCGGCUCUGAGAAAGGCAAGCAACUGGAAGAAAUCAUGAAGGAAGGCAAACUCGUUCCAUUGGAGGUGACGCUCGGUCUGCUAGAGACCGCGAUGCAAUCGGCCGGAGACGUCCCCGGGUUUCUAAUCGACGGAUUUCCACGAGAGAUCAAUCAAGGCGUCGAGUUCGAGCAACGAAUGUCGACGUGUCCGAUCGCUCUCGUCCUCUCGUACGAAUGCACCGAGGACGUCAUGACGCAACGUCUACUGGAGAGAGGAAGAACGAGCGGACGUGCCGACGACAACAAGGAAACAAUCAAGAAACGAUUCGACACGUUCAGAGACAGCACAAUGCCAGUUCUCGAACAUUAUCGCGAGCAGGGAAAACUCAAAACGGUUAAUGCAGAUCGUGCAAUAGACGAGGUGUUUUUGUCUACGUGUGAGGUCAUGGAGGCUGCAGGGUUUGAGGCAUCGAAGGCGGCCGCACUGUUGGUGUCGAAAGAACCGUUACCACCGAUUGGGAAAUCGGGUAGUGAAGACGACGUGGAGACUCGAGACAAACAGACGGUGGAUGCUAAAGAAAUAGUGAAUGCUGCACUGAAGGAUUCGAGAGUCGUGUUUGUUCUUGGUGGUCCAGGUUCAGGAAAGGGAACACAAUGUGAGCGUGUUGUAGAGCGAUACAAUCUCACUCACUUAUCAGCCGGCGAUCUCCUACGAGCCGAAGUGGCAAGCGGCUCAAAGACGGGAAAACAACUAGAAGAAACGAUGAAAGAGGGCAAACUCGUGCCUCUUGAGGUGACUCUCAGUCUAUUAGAAUCAGCCAUGACGAAGGCUGGUAACAGUCCCGGCUUUCUUAUCGAUGGCUUUCCUCGUACGCUCAACCAGGGAUGUGUAUUUGAGAAGCACAUUACAGCGUGUGGUCUCGUGUUGUCGUACGAAUGUUCGGAAGAGGUGAUGACACGACGGCUACUGGAGAGAGCGAAAACGAGUGGGAGAUCGGACGACAACGAGGAGACGAUCAAGAAGAGAUUUCAUACUUUCAAAGAGAGCACAAUCCCUGUACUGGAGUAUUACAGUGAACAAGGCAAACUGAAGAAGAUUGAUUCUGAUAGAAGUAUUAGUGACGUCUUUCAAGACACCUGCACUGCACUUGAAGCCAACGGUUUUCAACCAGUUACAAUGCAUUCGUUGAAAGACUCCAAAGUUGUCUUUGUAUUGGGGGGUCCAGGCUCAGGAAAGGGCACUCAGUGCGAGCGUAUCGUAGAGAGAUACAGAGUCACUCACUUUUCCGCCGGCGAUCUGCUACGAGCCGAAGUGGCCAGCGGCUCAGAGAAAGGAAAAGAAUUAGAAGAAACAAUGAAGGAGGGCAAACUCGUGCCUCUGGAAGUGACACUGGGACUCAUAGAAGACGCAAUGAAAAGAAGCGGGGAUUCUCCUGGUUUUCUUAUUGAUGGAUUUCCACGCGAGAUCAACCAGGGACUCGAGUUCGAGAGGCUAAUCACGCCGUGUUGUGUGGUGCUGUCGUACGAAUGCUCAGAGGAGGUGAUGAUGCAGCGGCUGUUGGAGAGAGGGAAGACGAGUGGGAGAGCUGACGACAAUGAGGAGACGAUUAAGAAGAGAUUUCAUACGUUUAAAGAAAGCACGAUGCCCGUGUUGGAGUACUAUGAUAAGGAGGGAAAACUUAGAAAGAUUGAUGCCGAUCAAAGUAUCGACGAGGUCUUUCACAACACGUGUGCUGUCCUUGACGUCACCACAUUCCAACCAGUCGUCGAACAUCCACUCAAACAUGCAAAAGUCGUCUUCGUAUUGGGAGGUCCUGGAUCGGGCAAGGGAACGCAAUGUGAACGUAUCGUAGAGAGAUAUUGUUUCACUCAUUUUUCUGCCGGUGAUCUCUUACGAGCCGAAGUCGCCAGCGGUUCAGAAAAGGGAAAGGAAUUAGAAGAAACGAUGAAGGAGGGCAAACUUGUUCCAAUUGAGGUGACUCUCAGUCUUCUUGAAGAUGCCAUGAUGAAGACUGUAGCUUCUCCCGGCUUUCUUAUCGACGGCUUUCCUCGAGAAAUCAAUCAGGCUCUUGAAUUCGAGAAGAAAAUCACAUUAUGCCAUCUUGUAUUGUCAUACGAAUGUUCAGAGGACGUCAUGACACAGCGGCUGUUGGAGAGAGGAAAGACAAGCGGGAGAGCAGACGACAACGAGGAGACGAUCAAGAAGAGAUUCGACACAUUCAAUGAGAGUACACUGCCUGUGUUGGACUACUAUGGCUCGACUGAACAAGGAAAACUGAGAAAGAUUGAUGCCAAUCGUGCUGUUGAGGAGGUAUUUGAAGAGACGUGUUGUGUACUGGAAGAUGCCGGGUUUCUGGCUCAGGCUGCGAAGAAAAUGAAGGAUGCUAAAGUGAUCUUUGUAUUAGGUGGACCUGGAUCUGGUAAGGGGACACAGUGCGAACGAAUCGUUGAACGAUACGGCCUUUCACACUUCUCUGCUGGUGAUCUGCUGAGAGCGGAGGUGGCCAGUGGAUCAGAAAAAGGCAAACAACUGGAAGAAACAAUGAAAGAGGGAAAACUCGUUCCUCUGGAGGUCACACUCGGUCUAAUCGAGGCAGCAAUGAUCAAAGUGUGUGAGAGUCCCGGAUUUCUUAUUGACGGGUUUCCUCGUGACGUCAAUCAGGGCAUUGAAUUCGAACGAACGAUUGCGUCGUCACACUUGGUUCUAUGCUACGAAUGCUCCAAAGAGGUGAUGAUGCAGCGACUGCUAGAGAGAGGCAAGACGAGCGGGAGAUCAGACGACAACGAGGAAACAAUCAAGAAACGAUUCACAACAUUCCAAGACAGUACGAUACCGGUCUUGGACUUCUACAGUGAAAAGGGAACACUGAAGAAGAUUGAUGCCGACCGAGAGAUCACCGAGGUUUUUACCGAAACGUGUGUCAUUCUGGACGAGGCAGGAUUUACUCCACGAUCACCAUGAUCAUCAAUUCAACAGCCAACAAACAAAUUUGUGUACAUAGACGGAAAUUGAACUGACAGGCUGUUGCAGUCAAUAAAUUGUUACUCCCUGUAUUUUGUAUACAUGUAUGUACUCACAAUACGAAUUGCAUGGUCCCAAUGAUGUUGGACCUACUACGUAAGGAUGCUGCAAUAGAUUACCAUAUCGAUGCAUACGAAAGCAUCAAGGCAAUCACGUGACUAUAAUAACUAGAG
This is a messenger RNA of Corticium candelabrum, 3759 nucleotides long. RefSeq lists its product as uncharacterized. The record is from RefSeq and is a predicted model, not a curated record. The transcript is spliced from 17 exons. Lineage: Eukaryota; Metazoa; Porifera; Homoscleromorpha; Homosclerophorida; Plakinidae. Gene Ontology annotation, biological process: 'de novo' pyrimidine nucleobase biosynthetic process; pyrimidine nucleotide biosynthetic process. Gene Ontology annotation, molecular function: ATP binding; AMP kinase activity. Gene Ontology annotation, cellular component: cytoplasm. The coding region runs from base 29 to 3526 and encodes 1165 amino acids.